Molecule: messenger RNA, 744 nt
Organism: Gorilla gorilla gorilla (western lowland gorilla)
Lineage: Eukaryota; Metazoa; Chordata; Mammalia; Primates; Hominidae
Product: tropomyosin alpha-3 chain-like
Source: RefSeq, a predicted model, not a curated record
AUGGCUGGGAUCGCCACCAUGGAGGAAGUGAAGUGCAAUAUCCAGGUUCUGCAGCAGCAGGCAGAUGAUGCAGAGGAGAGAGCUGAGGGCCUCCAGUGAGAAGUUGAGGAAGAAAAGUGCCGGAAACAGGCUGAGGCUGAGGUGGCCUCCUUGAAUCGUAGGAUCCAGCAGGUUGAAGAGGAGCUGGACCAUGCUCAGGAGCACCUGACCACUGCCCUGCAAAAGCUGGAAGAAGAGGGAAAAGCUGCUGAUGAGAGUGAAAGAGAUAUGAAGACAGUGAGACUCCGUCUUAAACAAACAAACAAAAAGAUGGAACUCCAGGAAAUCCAACUCAAAGAAGCUAAGCAUAUUGCAGAAGAGGCAGAUAGGAAAUAUGAAGAGGUGGCUCGUAAGUUGGUGAUCAUUGAAGGAGACUUGGAAUGCACAGAGGAACGAGCUGAGCUGGCAGAGUCCCGCUGCCAAGAGACAGAUGAGCAGAUCAGACUGAUGGACCAGAACCUGAAGUGUCUAAGUGAUGCUGAAGAAAAAUACUCUCAAAAAGAAGGCAUAUAUGAGGAAGAGAUCAAGAUUCUCACUGAUAAACUCAAGGAGGCAGAGACCCGUGCUGAGUUUACUGAGAGAUUGGUAGCCAAGCUGGAAAAGACAACUGAUGACUUGGAAUAUAAACUGAAAUGCAACAAAGAGGAGAACCUCUGUACACAAAGGAUGCUGUACCAGACUCUGCUUGACCUGAAUGAGAUGUAG